Messenger RNA from Paramisgurnus dabryanus, 14316 nucleotides. It is a transcript of the gene lrp2a, whose product is annotated as low density lipoprotein receptor-related protein 2a. The record is from RefSeq and is a predicted model, not a curated record. Gene Ontology annotation, biological process: receptor-mediated endocytosis. Gene Ontology annotation, molecular function: hormone binding; protein binding; calcium ion binding. Gene Ontology annotation, cellular component: plasma membrane; signaling receptor complex; apical plasma membrane. Lineage: Eukaryota; Metazoa; Chordata; Actinopteri; Cypriniformes; Cobitidae.
GCCACUUCACUGCAUCUUAGUCCCAAGAGCUUCAUCUGCCCGGCCGCAAGCCGGGACCGUGCGUCACAAUGCACCUACAACUACUUCUCAUUAUAACUUUAUGUGCUCUCCAUUGCGAUUGUCAAGGUUCAAGUUGUGAGUUCGGCUCUUUUCGCUGUGGGACGGGCCAUUGCAUUCCAGCAAGUCAGAGAUGUGAUGGCACAUCAGACUGCUCCGACCACUCUGAUGAAAUUGGCUGUCCCCAGCCCACCUGCGAGAGCGGACAGUUCCAGUGUCUGAGUGACGGCGAGUGCAUUCCUCAGAAUUGGGUCUGCGAUGAUGAGGAGGAUUGCGAGGACGGAUCCGAUGAAAGGCGACACUGCCCUGGCAGGACGUGCUUCGCUUCUCAGUUCACCUGUACGAACGGUGCCUGCAUCCCAGGAGCAUACAGGUGUGACCGUGUACCCGACUGCCUUGAUGGAGGAGAUGAGAGGAAUUGCCUUUAUCCAGAGUGCUCGGAGCUGAGGUGUGCUAACGGCGCUUGUUAUAACAGAAGCCAGCACUGUGACCAGGUGCUCAACUGCCGAGACGGAUCAGACGAGGCCAACUGCACCCAGCGAUGCAGCAGUAAUCAAUUUCGCUGUAAUAAUGGAGAGUGCAUCCCACGAGGAUACGUCUGUGACCAUGAUGAUGAUUGUGGGGACAGAAGUGACGAACAAAACUGCACCUACCCAACCUGUAGAGGAACAUACUUCACCUGUCCCAGUGGACGCUGUAUUCAUCAGGUCUGGCUCUGUGAUGGAGAAGAUGACUGCGAGGACAACGCGGAUGAGAAAGGCUGUGAUAACGUUCAGCGUGAGUGUUAUCCAGGGGAAUGGCCGUGUCCUUCUAGUGGCAUCUGCAUCCCACUGGAUCAUCUCUGUGAUGGAACGCCACACUGUCCAGAUGGAGAAGAUGAAACCAACAGCACUGCCGGAAGAAACUGCAGUAUAUGGCGCUGUGCCUCUUUAAGCUGUGAACAUCACUGCCACGCCUCACCUGAAGGAGGGACCUGUGCCUGCCCGACAGGAUAUGUAGUCAACUGGAACGACAGCCGUUCCUGCAUCGAUUAUGAUGACUGUACGCUUUGGGGUAUGUGUGACCAGCUGUGUGAGGAUGGUAUAGGAACCCAUCGCUGCAGCUGUCGUGAGGGAUACAUACUGGAGCAGCAUAGAUACUGUCGAGCAAUUCCUUCCUCCGGCAAUGCCUCACUGAUCUUCUCUAAUGGAAGAGACCUUCUGAUUGCUGAUAUUCAUGGACACAGCACUCAGAUGCUGGUUGCGUCUCAAAACAGAGGAGUACCUGUUGGUGUUGACUUCCACUAUCAGCUGCAAAGGAUCUUUUGGACAGACACAACCCAAAAUAAGGUGUUUUCUGUUGAUAAGGAUGGGUCGAACUUGCACGUGGUCCUUAAUGUAUCUGUUGACUACCCUGAAAACUUGGCUGUGGACUGGGUCAAUAAUAAGCUGUAUGUGGUGGAGACCAGCGUCAACAGAAUCGAUAUGGUAGACUUAGAUGGGAGCAAUCGCAUCACAUUGAUCGGCGAAAACCUGGGCAACCCGAGGGGUCUUGCUCUUGACCCAACUGUGGGGUACCUUUUCUUCUCUGACUGGGAUGAUUUGAAUGGUGAACCUGGUCUGGAGAGGGCUUACAUGGAUGGUACCAACCGCUAUGGGAUCAUCAGGUCCAAGCUUGGCUGGCCUUCAGGGAUCACUUUGGACCUCGAGGCAAAGAGAGUGUAUUGGGCGGACCUCCGAUACGAUUAUAUUGAAACCACGACUUAUGAUGGUCUGCACAGGAAAACAGUGGUCCACGGUGGCUCUGUGAUUCCUCAUCCGUUUGGCAUUACUCUGUUCGAGCAUUCAGUUUACUUCACUGACUGGACUAAGAUGGCUGUUUUGAAAGUUAAUAAGUACAAGGACAACAAUCCACAAGAGCUCUACAAGACCUCUCAGAGACCACAUGGUCUGACUGUGUUCCAUCAAUACAGACAGCCCUUUGUAAGUAAUCCGUGUGGUUCUAAUAGAGGAGGCUGUGAACACAUCUGUGUUCUGAGUCACAGGACAGAUAAUGGCGGUCUGGGAUAUCGCUGCCGCUGCCGAAUGGGCUUCGAUCUGCAUGCUGAUGGCAAAAGAUGCGUCGCUGUGAGGCAGUUCCUGCUGUUCUCUAGUCAGUUGUCAGUAAGAGGAAUCCCCUUCAACCUCUCCACACAAGAGGAUGUCAUUCUUCCUAUCACGGGAACUCCAUCUUAUUUCGUUGGAGUGGACUUCAGUGCUGCAGACAACUCUAUUUUCUUCUCUGAUACAGUGAAGGACAUUGUCUACAAGCAGAAAGUGGAUGGAACUGGAAGAGAGGUCCUUGCAGCCAAUCGGGUGGAGGGUGUGGAAGAUCUCGCUUAUGACUGGAUUUCUAAGAACCUGUACUGGACAGAUCCUCGGUACAGGAGUAUAUCAGUCAUGAAGAUAGCGGAUAAGUCCAGACGAGCAAUUGUGCAAAACCUGAACAAUCCCAGGUCCAUAGUGGUACACCCAGUGGCCGGCUAUAUUUUCUGGACUGACUGGUACCGUCCUGCGAAGAUUAUACGGGCAUGGGGUGAUGGCUCACAUGCUCAGCCGAUUGUAAACACCACUCUCGGCUGGCCCAAUGGCCUGGCUAUUGACUGGAGUGCCAUGCGUUUGUAUUGGGUCGAUGCUUUCUUUGAUAAGAUUGAGCACAGCAACUUUGAUGGCCAAAACAGGUUGUCAUUGGAUCGUGUAACCCAGAUCUCCCACCCAUUUGGUCUUACUAUUUUUGGAGGUUACGUGUACUUCACGGACUGGCGGUUGGGAGGUAUCGUCAGAGUCCGUAAGACGGACGGAGGGGAGAUGAUGGUUAUUCGUAGGGGGAUCAGCCACAUCAUGCAUGUCAAAUCCUUCAACGCUGAUUCUCAAAUCGGAUCUAAUUUCUGCAGCAGGCAAACUAAUCCAAAUGGAGACUGCAGUCAUUUCUGUUUCCCUGCACCGUAUUCACAACGGGUGUGCGGCUGCCCAUACGGCAUGAAACUGGAAGCCAAUCAGCAGACGUGCGUGGACGAUCCGUCCAAUGAGCCGCCGACUCUCCAGUGCGGCUCACACUCUUUCUCUUGCGCUAAUGGGAAGUGCGUUCCCCAAAGUUACCAGUGUGAUGGUGCCGAUGACUGUCACGACAACAGCGAUGAGGCCAACUGCGGAGCCAACAAUAACACAUGCUCGCCCACUGCCUUCACCUGUGCCAACCGGCGCUGUGUGCCCAGAAGCUGGCACUGCGACGGGCAUAAUGACUGUUUUGAUGGCAGUGACGAGAGGGACUGUCCCACACGAACUCCUGGCACCUGUCCAGCAGAUCAGUUCACCUGUGCCAACCAUCUCUGCAUCCCUCAAAAAUGGCUGUGUGACACCGAUAAUGACUGUGAAGACGGAUCAGAUGAAAGGAACUGUGAUUCUAUUGGCACCUGCUACCCAGGACAAUUCCAGUGCCCGGAUCAUCGCUGCAUUGACCCUGAUUAUGUCUGUGAUGGAGACAGGGAUUGUGUAGAUGGGGCAGAUGAGCAGGGAUGUGUAUACAACUGUUCAGCCUAUGAAUUUAAGUGUGCUAACGGACAUCAGUGUGUGAACUCGUACUACCAGUGUGAUGGAGUAUUUGACUGUAAUGAUCGCUCAGAUGAAUCUGGUUGUCCCACCAGGCCCCCAGGCAUGUGUCACCACGAUAGUGAGUUUCAGUGCCAGUCAGAUGGGAACUGUAUUCCCUCCAACUGGGAAUGUGACGGGCACCCGGACUGCGAAGAUGCUUCGGACGAGCAUCACGCGUGCCCACCGCGAACGUGCCCAACCUCGCAGUUCCGUUGUGAUAACGGAAACUGUAUUUUCCGUGGCUGGAUAUGUGACGGCGAUAAUGACUGCCGUGACGGGAGCGAUGAGCGCGACUGUCCCACGCCUCCCUUUCGCUGUCCCAGUUGGCAGUGGCAGUGCCCUGGGCACAGCAUAUGUGUUAACCUCAGUAGGGUGUGCGACAACACCCCAGACUGUCCCAAUGAGGCGGAUGAAUCCCCUCUCUGUAAUGAACCUUUACCAGAUCAAGAGAGCUGCUCUGAUAACAAUGCAGGCUGCACUCAUGGCUGUAUCCAGGGCCCUUUUGGGGCCCAGUGCACGUGUCCUAUGGGCUACCAGCUGAGUAAUGACUCAAAAACAUGCGAGGACAUUGAUGAGUGCCAUCCUCCAGGUGUGUGCAGUCAACACUGCUUCAAUGAAAGAGGCUCUUUUCGUUGCCAUUGUCAGGAUGGAUACACACUGGAGACAGAUGGACGGACCUGCAAGGUUUCAGGAUCUCGAGAGGUCUUGCUCUUAGUGGCCAGUCGGAACCAGAUCAUAUCAGAUAAUGUCAUCUCACAGCCAAACAUCAUUCGGUCUCUGGUUCGAGAUGGUCGUAACAUUGUGGCCGUGGAUUUUGACUCGGUUACGGAUCGUGUUUACUGGUCGGACACCACCCAGGACAAAAUAUGGAGCGCUCAUAAAAAUGGAAGUGACCGCACCGUGAUCUUUGACAGUGGGGUCACAGUCACCGAAAGUCUCGCUGUUGACUGGGUUGGCAGAAACCUUUACUGGACAGACUACGUGUUGGAGACCGUAGAGGUGUCCAAACUGGACGGAUCCCACAGGACAGUGUUGAUUAGUGAGAAUGUGACCAAUCCCAGAGGUCUCGUACUGGACCCUAGAAAUAACACACAUCUGAUGUUUUGGACAGACUGGGGAAGAAAUCCUCGUAUUGAAAGGGCCAGUAUGGAUGGAAAGUUAAGAACCACGAUUAUCAGCGACAAAAUUUAUUGGCCCAAUGGCCUAACUAUUGACUAUCCCAACAACAUGCUUUACUUUGCUGAUGCUUACCUGGACUUCAUCGACUACUGCGAUUAUGAUGGAAAGAACCGGAAACAAGUGCUGGCCAGUGAUUUGGUACUGCAACAUCCCCACGCAAUUACGAUUUUUGAGGAUUUUGUGUAUUGGACCGACAGAUACAUCAACCGCGUGAUCCGGGCCAACAAGUGGCACGGACAGAACCAGACGGUUAUGCUGUACAAUCUGCCCCAGCCAAUGGGCUUGGUGGCAGUUCACCCUGUCAGACAGCCUACAGGUUAUAAUCCUUGUGACCCUCAUCUGAGCCCCUGUACUCAUAUCUGUCUUCUGUCAGCGAUUGGCCCAAGGUUUUAUUCUUGUGCUUGCCCCUCUGGAUGGACCCUCGCUGCUGACCUCUUCACCUGUGUUAGAGUUGAGGAUCCUUUUCUGGUGGUGGUGAGAGACAGCAUCAUCUACGGUAUCCCACUAAAUCCCAAUGACAAGAGCAGUGACGCCAUGGUUCCGGUUGCCGGGCUGCGUAAUGGAUAUGAUGUUGACUUUGAUGAUGCUGAGCAGAUGAUCUAUUGGGUGGAACAUCCGGGUGAGAUUCAUCGGGUCAAGUCAGAUGGUACUAACCGAACUGAGUUUGCGCCGGCAGCCAUCUUGGGUUCUCCGGUCGGUCUGGCUUUGGACUGGAUGACACACAACCUGUACUACUCCAACCCUUCCUCACAGGCUAUAGAGGUUCUGAAGUUAAAAGGAGAUUUUCAAUAUAGAAAAACUCUCAUCACUAACAACGGCUCACCUACAGGAGCGGGAUAUCCGAUCGGAAUUGCAGUGGAUCCAGCACGUGGAAAGCUGUAUUGGACUGAUCACGGAACAGAGAGCGGUAUCCCGGCUAAGGUCGCAUCAGCAGAUAUGGACGGAUCCAAUCCUGUGGUUCUCUUUACUCAUAACCUUGAACAUGUGGAGUUUAUUACCAUAGACAUCAGAGAGAAUAAACUCUACUGGGCCGUCACUGGAACUGGUGUGAUUGAGCGUGGCGACCCAGACGGAUCAAACCGUAUCACUAUAGUCAAUGGGUUGUCCCACCCCUGGGGCGUGGCCGUGUACGACUCUUACCUGUAUUUCACGGAUCGAGAUUUUGAGGUGAUCGAGCGUGUCGACAAAGCCACAGGACUUAACCGGGUCGUAAUGCGGGAUAAUGUUGCCGGUCUUAGAGUACUUAAAGUGCACCACAGAGACUCAUCAGCAGGCUCCUCUAACGGCUGUAGUAAUAACAUGGGAUCAUGCGAGCAGUUGUGUCUUCCACGUCCCGCUGGCCUGUUCAGCUGUGCCUGCGCAACAGGCUUUAAACUCAAUGUGGAUAACAGAACAUGUGCUCCUUACCAGUCCUAUGUGGUCAUCUCAAUGCUGACUGCUAUCAAGGGCUUCAGUCUGGAGGGAAAUGACCACUCGGAAUCCAUGGUGCCCAUAGCGGGGAGAGGUCGCAAUGCACUUCAUGUAGACGUGCACAUGGCUUCUGGUUUCAUUUAUUGGUGUGACUUCAGUAGUACUGUAGCAUCUCAGAAUGGUAUCCGCAGGAUCAAACCCGACGGCUCUGGGUUUCGAAGCAUCGUUACCUCUGGGAUCGGACGUAAUGGUAUUCGAGGCAUUGCUGUGGAUUGGGCGGCAGGAAACCUCUAUUUCACGAAUGCCUUCUUGACCGAGACGUACAUUGAAGUUAUUCGACUUAAUACCACCUUCCGUCGUGUGCUUCUCAAGACCCAAGUAGACAUGCCACGUCAUAUUGUGGUGGACCCCAAGAACAGAUAUCUUUUCUGGGCUGACUAUGGACAGACGCCCAAAAUUGAGCGGGCCUUUCUUGAUGGUACCAAUCGGACGGUGCUCGUAUCCUCUGGCAUCGUCACACCCAGGGGUUUGGCUCUGGACCAUCGAGAUGGAUACAUCUAUUGGGUGGACGAUUCACUGGACAUGAUCGCACGUGUUCAGCCUGAAGGGGGCGAGACGGAAGUUGUGAGGUAUGGGAGUCGCUAUCCGACUCCGUACGGCGUCACCGUGUUCGAGGGCAAUGUGAUCUGGGUGGACAGGAACUUAAAGAAAGUUUUCCAAGCCAGCAAACAUCCAGGAGCGACAGACCAGCCGGCGGUGAUCAGAGACAACAUCAACAUGCUUCGAGACGUCGCGAUCUUUGACCGGAGGAUGCAGCUGAGCUCAGCCCAAGAACUUAAUGGCAACCCUUGUUUGCAGUCUAACGGGGGCUGCGCUCACCUCUGCUUUGCCAUCCGUGGCGCUCAGACCAGAAAGUGCGCCUGCGCAUUUGGGAAUCUGGCCGCAGAUGGCAGCAGCUGUGUUGUGUCUCGGGAUGACUACCUUAUAUACACCACAGAAAGCACGGUGCGGUCGCUGCGGUUGGAUCCGGAGGAUCAUUCGCUGCCGUUUCCUGUAGUCAACGUACCACGGACUUCAGUGGCUCUUGAUUUCGACAGGUUGGAUGGCAGGAUUUAUUUCACCCAGAGCUCUGGAGCGGGCCAGAGCAAGAUUAGCUUCAUUACUUUGGCUUCACCUACCUCACCUGCCACAGUGGUGGCUUCAGAUCUGGGAGCUCCUGACGGUAUUGCCUAUGACUGGAUCAAUAAGCGGAUCUAUUACAGCGACUAUAUUAAUCAGACCAUCAGCUCCAUGGCUGUGGAUGGAUCUCAGCGGACUGUUGUAGCUCAGGUCCCCCGACCCAGAGCCAUCAUGCUGGAUCCAUGUAGAGGUUAUAUGUACUGGACUGACUGGGGAACCAGUGCAAAGAUAGAACGUGCUACACUGGGAGGAAACUUCAGGAUAGAGAUCGUCAACACUAGUCUGGUUUGGCCAAAUGGUUUGACGCUCGACUAUGAAGAUCAGAGGCUGUACUGGGCAGAUGCCAGCUUGCAGAAGAUCGAGAGAUGCUCUCUUAACGGAGCCAACCGUGAGGUCAUCGUGAGCACAGCUAUCUACCCGUUCGCAAUGACGGUGUAUGACCAACACAUCUACUGGACGGACUGGAACACCCGCAGCAUCUACCGCGCAAACAAGCACGAUGGGUCCGACCAGAGGGUGAUGCUACAAAACCUUCCUUCCCGACCCAUGGACAUCCAUGUGCUGUCCAACAACAAACAGCAGCAGUGCGGCAGUCCCUGCGAACAGUUCAAUGGCGGCUGCAGCCAUAUCUGCACUCCGGGUCCUCAGGGAGCAGAGUGUCAGUGUCCAUCCGAGGGCCGCUGGUAUCUGGCUGACAAUAAAUACUGUAUACCUGACAAUGGCACACGCUGUCAGCCGGGUCAGUUUACUUGCAUGAAUGGUCGCUGCAUUCGUGCACAGUGGAAAUGCGACAAUGAUGACGACUGCGGGGAUGGGAGUGAUGAACUGGAGAGGGUCUGCGCAUUUCACACCUGUGAGCCCACUGUGUUCACGUGUGGAAACGGCCGCUGCGUGCCGUAUCACUACCGCUGUGAUCACUACAACGACUGCGGUGACAACAGCGAUGAGACGGGUUGCCUGUUUCGCCCGUGCGAAACCAACACCGAGUUCACCUGCAACAACGGCCGCUGCAUUGCACGAGAAUACGUCUGCAAUGGAAUCAAUAACUGCUUUGAUAAUGGGACUUCAGAUGAACAAAACUGCCCUGACAGAACGUGCCAGCCAGAGCACACCAAAUGCCAAAGCACCAACAUCUGCAUCCCGCGCUCGUACCUGUGUGACGGUGAUAAUGAUUGUGGAGACAACAGUGAUGAGAGUCCUACACACUGUGCUACAUCUACGUGUUCUCAGAGCGAGUUUCGCUGUUUGAGCGGACGCUGUAUUCCUGGACACUGGUACUGUGAUGGCGGGACAGACUGUAGUGACGGUUCAGAUGAGCCAUCUACCUGCACCACCAUGGUGAGAACUUGCAACUCUGAUCAGUUUCGCUGUGAUGACGGACGGUGCAUCGCUUCAUCGUGGAUCUGCGACGGAGAUAACGAUUGCGGGGACAUGAGCGACGAAGACGAGCGACAUAACUGUGCUAAUCGUUCCUGCACAGCUCAGGAGUUCACCUGUAUAAAUAACAGGCCUCCUCAGAGGAAGUGCAUCCCGCGGGAUUGGGUGUGUGACGGAGAUGCCGACUGUUCGGAUGCAUAUGAUGAACAUCAGAACUGCACUCGUAGGUCUUGCUCUGCCAGCGAGUUCACGUGCAGCAACGGCCUUUGCAUCCGCAACUCUUACAGGUGUGACCGUCGCAACGAUUGUGGCGACAGUAGCGAUGAGCAAGGCUGCACCUAUCAGCCGUGUCAACAACACCAGUUUACCUGUCAGAACGGCCGCUGUAUCUCACGGGAUUUCGUUUGUGAUGGUGACAAUGACUGUGGGGAUGAAUCCGAUGAGCUCGAUCACCUGUGCAGGACUCCAGCCCCAACUUGCCCACCCGGAAACUUUAGGUGCGACAACGGGAACUGUGUGCCACUUAGCAAGGUGUGUGACAGGAGCGACGACUGCAAUGACAACAGUGAUGAGAAAGGCUGUGGUAUCAAUGAAUGUACAGACCCAUCCAUGCACCACUGUGACCACAAUUGCACUGACACGCUCACAAGCUUCAUCUGCACCUGUCGACCCGGGUAUCGCCUCAUGUCCGAUAAAAAAACUUGCGAUGACAUCGACGAGUGCUCCGUCACACCGAGCGUGUGUAGCCAAGUGUGUGAGAACAUCUUGGGGUCGUACGUUUGCAAGUGCGCUCCCGGUUUUCUCCGAGAACCUGAUGGCCACAGCUGUAGACAAAACAGCAACAUCCCCCCAUACUUGAUCUUUAGCAAUCGCUACUAUCUGCGGAAUCUGUCCACAGACGGCGAGGCGUAUUCGCUUAUUCUGCAGGGCCUAAGCAGCGUGGUUGCUCUGGACUUCGAUCGGGUGGAGAAACGGUUAUACUGGAUCGACGUGAGCCGCAGGGUGGUGGAACGGAUGUUCUUUAACGGCACGGGCCGAGAGGUCGUGGUAAAUGGAGUUUUGCACGGAGAAGGUCUUGCGGUCGAUUGGGUCGGAAGGAAGCUGUAUUGGGUUGACAGCUUCCUGGAUUGCAUGAUAGUGUCAGAAUUGGACGGGCGGUUUAUGAGGAAGCUAGCAGAACACUGUGUGGAUGUUAAUAACACAUACUGCUUUGAGAACCCAAGAGGCAUUGUGGUACAUCCAAAGACUGGGUAUGUGUACUGGAGCGAUUGGGGAGAUAAAGCCUUCAUUGGACGCGUUGGAAUGGACGGAAAUAACAAGUCAGCCAUCAUCACGACUAAGAUUGAGUGGCCUAAUGGUCUAACUAUUGACUACACCAAUGACAAACUUUACUGGUCUGAUGCUCAUCUCAACUACAUUGAAUUCUCUGACCUAGAUGGACGUCACAGGCACACCGUGUACGACGGCGUUCUGCCUCAUCCUUUCGCCAUCACCGUGUUCGAGGACUUUGUGUACUGGACGGAUUGGAACACUCACACCGUUGAAAAGGGAAACAAAUACGACGGGUCGGGAAGGCAGAUGCUCGUCAACACCACUCACCGACCCUUCGACAUCCACGUGUGCCACCCCUACCGUCAGCCCAUAGUGAUGAAUCCCUGCGCAGUGAAUAACGGAGGCUGUUCUCAUCUGUGUCUUCUGCGAGCCGGAGGUCAAGGGUUUACGUGCGAGUGUCCCGAUCACUUCUUGACCGUGCAGAUAGGGGGCGUGGCUCGCUGUCUGCCCAUGUGUUCCAGCACACAGUACAGAUGUGCAGACAAUGAACGUUGUAUUCCUAUUUGGUGGAAAUGUGAUGGUCAGCGAGACUGCAGAGACGGAUCCGAUGAGCCUUCCACAUGUCCGGUGCGGCACUGCAGACUGGGCCAGUAUCAGUGUAAUGAUGGAAACUGCACCAGCCCACACUUCCUAUGCAACUCCAACCAGGACUGUCCCGAUGGCUCGGAUGAGGACAAUGUGCUCUGUGCGACGCAUCAGUGCGAGUCACAUCAGUGGCAGUGUGCAAACAAGCGCUGCAUCCCAGAGGCAUGGCAGUGUGAUGGCGACAACGACUGCGGCGACAGCUCAGAUGAAGAUACCGCCCACUGUUCCACCAGAACAUGCCGACCCGGACAGUUCAAGUGCAGGAACGGCCGCUGCAUCCCGCAGAGCUGGAAAUGCGACGUGGACGACGACUGCGGCGACCACUCGGAUGAGCCCAUCGACGAAUGCAUGGGUCCGUUAUACAGAUGUGACAAUCACACGGAGUUUGACUGCAAGACAAACUACCGCUGUGUUCCUCUGUGGGCCGUCUGCAACAGACAAGAUGACUGCAGAGACAACAGUGAUGAACAAAACUGUGAGGAGUUGACGUGUGAACCAGUGGGUGAUUUCCGCUGUGACAACCACCAAUGCAUCCCGCUGCGCUGGCGCUGCGACGGAGACAAUGACUGCGGCGACGAAUCAGAUGAGCGCAACUGCACUCCUCGUCCGUGCACAGAGAGCGAGUAUCGCUGCGACAACCUGCACUGCAUUCCUGACCGCUGGGUUUGCGAUCAUGACAAUGACUGCGAGGAUAAUUCUGACGAGAGAGACUGCGAGCUGCGGACCUGUCAUCCGGGUUACUUCCAGUGCGGCAGCGGGCACUGCAUUGCGGAGCGUUUUAAAUGCGACGGCAACGCCGACUGUCUUGACUUCACUGACGAAAGUUCCUGUCCCACACGAUACCCAAACAGCACAUACUGUCCUCCGUUUCUCUUCGAAUGCAAGAACCAUGUGUGUGUGCAGCCGCACUGGAGAUGUGAUGGAGAUAAUGACUGCGGUGAUAAUUCAGAUGAAGAGCUUCAUCUCUGCUUGGAUAUCCCUUGCGAUCCUCCGUUCCGGUUCCGAUGUGAUAACAAUCGUUGCAUCUACAGCCACGAGCUCUGCAACUCCAUAGAUGACUGCGGUGACGGCACUGAUGAGAGGGCGGAGCAUUGUGUGACUCCGACUCACGGCCCGUGCUCUGCAGAUGAAUAUAAAUGUGGGAACGGUCACUGUAUUCCUCUACAGUACGCCUGCGAUGACUAUGAUGAUUGUGAAGACCAGACCGAUGAACUGGGCUGUCAUUAUGGCACUAGCCGUUCAUGCAGUGAGAAUCUGUGUGAGCAUAACUGCACAGAUAUAUCCAGUGGAGGCUUCAUUUGCUCCUGCAAACCGGGAUACAAACCCAACCCUGAGCACAAGACCACCUGUGAUGAUGUAGACGAGUGUGAGAUUUACAGGACGUGUCCUCAAUUGUGCAAGAACACCAAGGGCACUUACGAGUGUUUCUGUGCUGAAGGGUUUCGAUCUGUCGGGGAACAACCUGGAGUCGAAUGCGCUGCUGAGGGAAAUCCUCCCGUGUUAUUAUUACCUGAUAACGUGCGCAUCCGUCGCUUUAAUCUGUCUAGCGCGCAGUACUCGGAUUACGUGGAUAACGCAGAGCACAUUCAGGCCCUGGAUUACCUGUGGGACCCCGAGGGCCUUGGGCUCAGUGUAGUUUACUGGACAGUGUUGGGUCGAGGUGCUGACUUUGGUGCGAUAAAGAGAGCUUACAUGACCACAUUUGAUGAUUACGGCAAUAAUCCUGUGAAAGAGAUGAACCUCAAUCUCAGAUACAUCUCCAGCCCGGAUGGCAUCGCUGUGGACUGGAUUGGACGCCAUAUUUACUGGACCGAUGCUGGAACCAAUCGGAUCGAAGUGGCCAAAAUGGAUGGGCGGUACAGGAAGUGGUUAAUUCACACCGAUCUUGAUCAACCAGCUGCUAUUGUGGUGAAUCCGGCUCUAGGUAAGAUGUUCUGGACCGACUGGGGAAGGAAACCCAAAAUCGAAUCAGCGUGGAUGGACGGCCAGCACAGACAAGUCCUGUUAGAGGAAGAUCUGGGCUGGCCCACUGGUUUAGCUUUGGAUUACCUGAAUGAAAACCGAAUCUACUGGUGUGACUCCAAAGAAAACAUCAUAGAGUCCAUGAAAGCAGAUGGAACGGACCGACAAAUCAUCAUAUCAGGAGACAUCGGUCACCCCUACAGUCUAGAUGUGUUUGAGGGACAUGUGUACUGGACCACUAAAGAAAAGGGAGAAGUGUGGAAGAAAGAUAAGUUUGGUAAAGGAGAUAAAGUGAAGGUAUUGACUAUAAACCCCUGGCUGACUCAAGUUCGCAUCUACCAGCAGCACAGACAUAAUCACUCAGUAGUCAAUCCCUGUCAGGGUGUCUGCAGUCACCUUUGUUUACUGCGACCAGGUGGAUUCACCUGUGCCUGUCCGCAGGGUUCCAGUACUCUCACCUUCAACAAAAAUGAAUGUGAUGCAGCCAUUGAGCCGGAGGUUUCCAUGCCUCUUGCAUGCAGAUGCAUGAAUGGAGGAACGUGCUACAUCGAUGAAGGGGACCUGCCGAGGUGCAAGUGCCCGUACGGAUAUUCGGGUAGUUACUGUGAAAUGGGAAGAUUUAUAGGUGCACCCGCAGGCACAGCUGUGGCCGUUCUGUUAGCAGUGAUUAUUAUUCUCAUUACCGGAGCGCUGGCGGUGGCAGUUUUCCUUAACUACAAGCGCACCGGUUCCCUCAUUCCAUCAAUACCUAAACUACCCAGUCUGAGCAGUCUGGUGAAGUCGGGCGAUGCAGGAAACGGGGUGUCGUUCCAUUCGGGUGACAAUGUGACCAUGGACCUGGAGCCUCAGACUGUAGGGGUGUCCUUCAUCGACAGAGCCAUGCAGCUGGAUGAGAAUUUUGUAGAGUCUGGAAGGCAGCCGAUCACAUUUGAGAAUCCUCUAUAUUCAACUACAGCAGGCCCGUCUGGUGCCCCUGCAGUCAUACAUCCGACACAGGUCACAGUGGAUGUCAGUGGUGAUCAGAAUACCUUCUCAAACCCUACAUAUCACACUCGUGAAAAACCUGUGGAGGUAAAGAGCAUCCCAGUGGAGCAAACAAACACACAGGAGUCCAGAUGGAGCAUCUUCAAAAGAAAGCUGAAGCCAAGUACAACAUUUGAAAACCCAAUAUAUUCAGAGAUGCAGGACCAGCAGGCUGUUGGAGGUGAAGAAGCCAGCGAUACUCAACCAUCUCCAUUCGUCCCCCCUCCCAAAACUCAGAAACUGAGCUCCUAUACACCCACAGAGGACACCUACAGAGAUACGGCCAACCUGGUCAAAGAGGACAGUGAAAUAUAACCAUCACAAAUAUAAGCGACACACUCCCUUUGCCCAAAAUCUUAUUUUUAUAUGCAGCCGAAUCAUUGUAAGAUUACUUUGCAAAACGAAGAUGGAGAUAAAUUUGAUCAAAUGUUUGUACAGUAUCACCUACAGUAAGUAAGGUCUGUCCAGAGUUUGCCUUUGUAUGCCAAUUCUUGUAUGAUGAUUUUUUUUAUUGUGAUGUCAUAUUUGUAUAUCUUUGCACUGAUGCUGCUGAUGGAGAAUGCUAUGAAUAUUUUGUACAUUUGUAAAUUGAAAAGAUUUUGUU